AUGCUGACCUUCAAAGUCGUCACCCUUUUAGGUCUAUUCCCCAGCGUUUCUGUUUUCGAAUUGCCUGCCGUCCCGCUCUCAUCCUACGGAAAUCAAGCUGCUUCUCGUCAGCUCGACUCAUCGGCCGACUUACAAUGCGGCCUGGAUAUCAACAUAUGGGGCCAGAUUUCGCCCACUGUGGCUUCGGGACACGCCAACCUCUGUCUACAAUGUCGGACAACAGGCCCUGGUGUUGCUCUGAGCUUUAGCUACGUUGAGGCUCUAUCGACUAGUAUCAGUGCUUACGGGGUCACUGAAAGUGCUGCCCAGAUCUUGCAAGCUUCCAUCAAUGACGACCUCGGUAACAAGGCGAGCGAAGCGGAAACCAGUGCAAGUUGUGAAUCGCGCCAGAACGCCAGCCUCCACCGCGCAUCCGUGCCCACCGACCGCUUCAGCGCCGAGCCGCCCGCGCCCCACAGACACCCGAGCCUCCUCCGCCGGCCUGCGCCCGCCUCCGCCCCACACACCCUGCCCCUGCUGCCCUCCACCCUCGCCCGCGCCCACAGUCUGCCCGGCAAGCCCCUCCGCCCGGCGCCCCAACGCUCCGCAACCGCCGUCCGCCCCGCGCCCUCCAAACGCACCCUCACCACCUCCCCCCCGCCCCCGCUCUCCCGGCUGCCCACAUCGCCCACACCCGCCUCCGCCGUCACCGGCGCCUCCGGGCUCACCGUCGCCGGCCGCAUGGUCGAGCACGACCCCGCCCGCUCCCGCAGAGAAACGCUCUCCAGCGUCCUUCGCGCCGUCAGCCAGUCCGGCGCCGGAAGGGCCCGCCAUCCCUGCCCGCCCAGCCCCGGCCCCAGUCCACGCCCAGCGCCCCCCGUCAACGCGACACCCACGCCCGGGCCCCCGUCGCUGGCACAGGAAGACGAAGACGAGCCCGGCCCCGCCCGCCCCCCGCCCGGCUCCCACGCAAGCGGAUACAUCAGCUUCGCCAGCCUCAACCUGCGCGCCCCGCCCAGCCCGCCCGCCUCCCUCGCCGACGACCUUCCCGACGCGCUCCUGCCCGCCCGCUCCCCGGCCGAGCCCCACCCGGUGGCGCUCUGGCUCCCCCACCUGCCCGCCCCGCCCGCCGCCGACCCGCCACUGGCCGUGGACCUCAAAACCUAG
Molecule: messenger RNA, 1146 nt
Organism: Puccinia triticina
Lineage: Eukaryota; Fungi; Basidiomycota; Pucciniomycetes; Pucciniales; Pucciniaceae
Exons: 5
Coding region: 1-1146 (381 amino acids)
Source: RefSeq, a predicted model, not a curated record